CUGUGCUAAAGGCAAAAGAGACAAAAAUAAUGAACACACGCAUCACAUACAAACAAACACACAGAUACUAUAUUCCAUAUCUGUGGGAAUGGGAAUGACUGGCCGCCGACUAUGUAGCCAGCAAGCAUUGUGUGUGCUCUCUGUGUGUUUGUGUGUCGCUUGACUGUGCGCUUAGAGCCGAAGUUGCUUGUCACUCGCUGGAGACAUUUGUGGGCAGUUGCGUUGAACUUGUCGUCUUGUGCGUAUCUUGUGAAUUCAUAAGGUACGGCGAACGGAUAUUGAAAAAAAAAAAAUUGAAAAAAAACGAGAAUACAUUUUACGAGAGUGCUCUUUCAUAUUGGAUUUAACAAAAAAAAUUCUUAACUCAUAUUCUGGGAGAAUGCUCUUUACAUUAUUGUGUCGUCUCCUUAACUAAAGUGUCAACGAGAAAUAAUCAAGAAAAAAGAAGAAGAACAAUAUUGGACUACCAAUACCAUUGCUGCUUCCACCACCAACACGAAUACAACAACAACGGCAUCACCACCAUUCCCAUCAUCAGCAUUUCAUUGAGCUCUGGUGUAUCGGUGUAGACGUCUCAACAUUCAGUGUCACCCACGACAUCACAAGAAGUGGACAUACCAAAAAAUUAAAAAAAAAAAAAAAAUAAUAUUACGUCGUCUUGUGUUUUGGACAAUUUUUUGUUUUUGUAUUUUCAUUUUCGAAAAAAAAACACACACACAAAAGUGCAACACCUAAGAUACCAAGUAAUCUGAAAUAACUCGUUUUAUAUAUUUGAAAAAACAAAAAAGUUUUAAGAAUUAAUAAACAAACAUUGAGAUUAAACCGGAUUUAAUUAAUUUUGAAAAAUAAAAACAAAUCAAAACUAAUGUCACCUGGAAUUAAAAACAAAUGUGAAAUAACAACUAAUGAUUUUAUUUGAAAACUAUUUUGUGAACAAUUUUGUGCGAAAAAUAAAAUCAACUAACAUUAAAUUUAAUUAAAAAAAAUUUGGAUUUUGCGGAAAAUUUUUGUUAACAAAACAAAAACCUUUUGAUGCGAUUUUCUUGAAAAAAUCGACAAUUUUAUAAAAUAUUUUCCCACAAACUCCACACCUUGACAAACACGCUCACACACACCCACAAAAAAAAAACGAUUUUCCCACCAUGGAACAUUUAAUGACUGCCUUUAUGCCACCCGCCUAUUUGUUGGGUCAUCACACUCCUGCCGCCGCCGCCGCUGCUGCCUUGUCUUCAUCCUCAGCCACCAGCUCACCGGCCACCUCACCCAACACAAUGUCUGCCUCGGGCCUAAGCAAACCCAAACGUUGGGGUUCUCCUCCCGUUAAUAUGGGCGGCCAGUACAUAAAUCCAGCCACCGGCAAAAAACGUGUACAAUGCUCCAUUUGCUUUAAGACUUUCUGCGAUAAGGGUGCUCUGAAGAUUCAUUUCUCGGCUGUGCAUUUGCGUGAAAUGCACAAAUGCACAGUGGAGGGUUGCAACAUGGUUUUCUCAUCGCGUCGUUCGCGUAAUCGCCAUAGUGCCAACCCAAAUCCCAAAUUGCAUUCGCCCCAUAUCAGACGCAAAAUUUCACCCCAUGAUGGUCGCACAGCUCAACAGUUCCCCGUCUUCCCCUUGGGACCGGCUGGCCUGUUGCCUUGUGGUCCUGCCUUUCCUGGUCUAAUGCCUCCCACCGGCAGUAUGGGUGGUCCCCAUCAUCCGGGUCAUGUCAUGUUUGGUGAUUUCUCAAAUCCAGCUGCUGCUGGUGGUGUACCCCACUUCCAACACAUGCUCAAUGGCAGUGGCCAUGAAAGAUUACCUCUAGCCUAUGCCUCCAGUGGUGCUUCCAACAACUCCGACAACGAUGAUGAUGAAGGCUAUGUCCUGGAUGUCCAGGGCUCCAAUGCUAGUCAGGGUAGCCACAGUGAUGUUGAUGACUACUGUCGUGAGGUGGAUGAAGAAGAUGAAGAAUUGAUCUCCGUUUCCAUUGAAGAUGAAACCAAACCCAUUGCCAUGCAUUCUGAGGAUUCCAAUGAACCCCUAGAUUUCAGUUUAAACAAGCGUUCCAAUGAUGCCACACCAAACUCAAAUGAACGACUCUCCGUCAGUCCCGUGCCCACAAAACAGUCCAACAGCUUCUCCAUGGAUACUCUCCUGGGUAAACGCAAGCGAUCCUGCGGCAGUGAAUCAGAAAUGUCCUUUGGCAAGACCUCACCCGUCACAAUUAAAAUGGAACAGGAUGAAGAAGCGUCGGACAACAAUUGCCUAGAUCUGUCUUCCGCCUCCCAGCCCAGUAAAAAAUCACAAAUUAUUGCCACACCUGAAAGCUCUCCCCUCUCGGCCGAGGAACAACAUUUGCGAUUACUGCAAUCGCAAAUGUUUGCUGCUGCAGCCGCUGCCGCUGCUGCUCAAAGCCAAAGUCUUGAAAGUCCCGACAAUACCAGCACCUCCACGCCUCCACCAACUGCACCACCCAUGUGGAAUCUACUCUCCGAGGUGUAUCGUUCCAUGUUAAUGAAAACCCAACACCAGCAGCAACAACAGGAACAAUCAUCCGCGCAAUACAAUGAAAUUUCCACGAAUCCAAUAUCGGUCUAGAUCUAAUGGGGUUUUUUAGCCUUUACAUCGUUCCAAAGAUCCAGACUUUUAUACAAAUAAAACAAAAACGAAAUAACACUCGCUUUAGGUUGUUACCUCAUCAAAUUCGUAUUACUUUAAAUGUUAAAAAAAUAUUGUUGUAAAGUUUCCAAAAAAAGUAAAUAUUAAAAAAUAUUAGUUUUUUUAGAUGUAAAUAAUUUAUGUAAAUAUAGGCCAUUAGGAACAACAACAAAUCCCCAAAUCAUCAUCAUUUACCUACAAAAGUAUUCAGCAAUAUUUUAGUAUCUAUCCUCCACAUGGAAAUGUUUAUUUAAAUGUGUAAAUUAUUCUUUAAAUAUUUUUUUAAUUUUUCCUUCACCUCCCCCUCUAGCCUUGGUGCAAUACUAUGUGUAAUAUAUUUCCUCUUUUUUCUGCAAACACUUACAUUUGUCUUAGUCAUUAUUUUUAUUUUAUUUUUUAUUUGUUUAAACAAAAAAGUAUACGUUUUUAUCUCAAAUUGAUAUUAUUUUUCAACAUCAAUGUAAAUUAUUAAUUAUUGUACGCUCUACUCUCUCUUUUUUUUGCAAUGUGUAACAUAUCUCAUUUACAUAGAAAUGAAAAAUAAAUGAAAUUUUGUUUUUUCAUAAAAAAAAUGAUAUUUAAUAAAUGUAUAAUUGCUACAAAUAGUAUAACAAAAAAGAAAAAUUCAAAUGAGUUUUUAUAUAGUAUAAUCUAGUAUUAAAAAUGCUUUACUAUUAUUAUUAUUAUUAUUAUUAUUAUUAUUAUUAUUAUUGUAAUCAUUGUGA
Molecule: messenger RNA, 3358 nt
Organism: Musca domestica (house fly)
Lineage: Eukaryota; Metazoa; Arthropoda; Insecta; Diptera; Muscidae
Product: protein disconnected
Exons: 2
Coding region: 1143-2573 (476 amino acids)
Biological process (GO): regulation of DNA-templated transcription
Cellular component (GO): nucleus
Source: RefSeq, a predicted model, not a curated record